UGCAAACUAGACAAAUUUGAGCAUUCUUAACGCAGGAUAAUCAAAUAUUCUUUUUGGGAUUUCUAAGUUUUCAUAACAGGAAUGAUUUCAUUUCGUUAAGUUGCCAAUGUUAAAUUUUUUAGGAUUUAAGAAAUGUUUUCUUUUUUGCUACAAAAAAUGUUUGCCUUUCGUCACUUGCAAACAUAAAUAAAUAAUCUUAACUAAUAUCUCAUCUCAUAAAAAUGACAAAAAUUGGAAAUAACUCAUGAAAUGGACACUAAUAUAUAGACUACAUGCUAAUUGAUAUGGUUUAUAAAUCAAUGUUAUUUCAUAAAUUAAUAUCAGAAUAUGUUACCUAAAUUAAUGAUAUCCCAAGGGCAUGAUCAAAACAAUGACAUUUUAUGAUCAUAUAAUUAUAUGUAUUUUUGGUUGCGAAAUUUUUAAUUUUCUGCUUUUUUUAUGUCUGUUUUCAUUCACAAGGUGUUAGGGUUAGUCAGUGUACAGGUGUAUUAAGGUAUAGGAAUGAAUGAUUGGCAUCUGCGUGAAUUUAGCUAAUAGAUUUGACUUAAUGUAAUAAUCGUCCAACGCUGAUGAAAGAAAAUUAGGUUUGCAUUAGUUCGACUCAAGUAGCUAAUAUCAGAAUAUGGAAAAAAAUAAAAUAAAUUGCAUAUAUCUCCCAAAACAAAUUUGAGUAUCCUACGUACACCUUGCUCGUAUUUUUUUGUUAAUCAUUUAACAAUACGAAUUUAUGUUUUAUUCAAUGUUGUUUGAAAAUUAACAUCACGAGCAAUACGAGGUUAUUUAUUUGUUUGUUUGGAAAGCAGCCAUUACACUUUCACUCUUGGGUAAUCAAUAUGAAACUGUAAUUCGAGUAUACGGAACUGUUGAAAGUGAGCGCAGAAAACAAAAAUGAGUGAUGCACAAAAAUAGCAAUAUCACAUUUGAAGUAGGCCUAUUUUAGAUGGAGUAGGCCUACAAAACUACCAUAAGUGAUGUUUCAAAUAUGACUUAUCAAAUUAAUAUAACAGUUUUCAUUUAUGGAAUAGAUAUAACUGUAUAAGAAAAAUACUAUUCCUUAAAUAUUAAACACUGAUUUUUUCAUUUGCUUGUAAUAAUCUUUUUAUCGAAUUAGCAGAUUAAGCUAUUGUAGUUUAAAAUGGCAUCCAAUAAUCCAAAUAUGAGUUAUCAACAACAAAGAUAUUAUCCCCCUCCAACCCAAGCAGGCGGUUAUACGGGGCAGUAUCAACAACAGCCACAGCAAUAUCAGCAACAACCCCAGCAAUAUCAACAACAACCUGGCUAUGCCCCUCUGCCGCAAGGGCCAUACCAGCCCCAGCCUGGCUAUGCUCCUGCUGGUCAGGUCCCCCCAAAUGCAUAUGCCCCUCCAGGUGCCGCUGCACCCCCACAGGCCUAUCCUGCAGCAUCUGGUGACCAAGGGCAAGUGACUGAAAAGACCCCAUGGAACCCAAACCAAGCGACAGCAUACAGUGGGCCCGAUUUGCCAACUGAUGAUGUGAUGGAAAAUCAGGCUGGAGAUGCACCUGCUACUGCUCCACCACCAAGCUAUGAUCUAGCUGUUUCUGGAUAUGAAAAUGUUGGGGUCACAUCAGAUAAUCCAGUUGGCCCUCCUCCUGCAUAUGAACCCUCUGAAAUGGUGGAAGCCAAAGUAGAUACAUCAAAGAUGCCAACUAUUUCAGAUGAUGAAGCGAGAGAUGCGUUGUUGGUGCUUGUUAAUAAAAGUGCAUGCUGGGGAGCUGGAGCGGCAAAGAAAAUGAAAUUGAAAGAUAUGAUUGCAACUAAUGCAUAUCACUAUACUCUCGAAACAUACACUGAAGGUCGCACAACCAAGUAUGCUCAAACCCCUUUCAGAGGUGGUUAUGUUGAUGGUCCUGAAAAUGGUCAGGCACCGCUUCCAUGGGAAAUCUCAUGUAAUUCUACUGCUCUUUUUAAAACUGAGCAGCAUAAGAUUCCAGUACCACACACUGAAGUUGUUAAGACAUGUAAUUGUUGUUGGGGACGCGGAUUCAAUCGUUGCACAAGAUGUCAUGGAAGAGGAAAUGUCAGGUGCUCGUUUUGUCAUGGUUCUGGCACAAGACAUGUUCAUAAUUCAGAUGGCCAUUCACAUCACGCCCAAUGUACUUCUUGCCAUGGCCGUGGAAGAAAGCGAUGUAUUACUUGCCAUGGAUCGGGAUGUGUUUUGUGCAUUGUUUGUGCUGGGUAUGGCAAUGUAAAGCAAUUUAUUCAGCUUACUGUAUUGUUUACAAAUCGUUUGAGCGAUCACAUUGUGGAGCGCACCGAUUUACCAAAUGAGCUCAUCAGAAAUGUUCAAGGAGAUGAAAUUUUCCAGCAAACGUAUCCCCGAGUCAGCCCAAUUGAGAAUUUUUUUGAAACGGAAAUAAACCAGAGAUCUUUGCAGCUAGUCAAUACUCAUGCAUCCUCAUGGCCAGCGGAACGUAUCUUACAACAGAGGCAUGUUCUUCGUUCAGUUCCAGUCCAUGAAUGCCAUUUUGAAUUUAAGGAUAAACCAGGUCGUUUCUGGGUUUAUGGUCACCAACGUGAGGUAUAUACAACAGAUUACCCUCACACUUGCUGUUGUUGUCAGUGUGCUAUUCUCUAAAUAACAGUCCUCAGUUUUCCAAUCAAAAAUGAUCAAUGGAAAAAUUAUAAGUUGUUUAAAUUAUAUUUUGUUUUUACAACUGAUUAUGAGAAAUACAGAGAACUGUUUUUGAUGCAUGGUGAUUUUGAACAAUGUUUUUUUUUAUAUAUAUGACAAUUUCAAAAAGCAUGGUGAUUAACAAAAUAUGAUUUUUCUCUCAUGAUACUCCUAUUUUUGAAUGUGGUUCCAUCGCUUAUCUAAUCUAUGUGCAAUAUGUACAAAACUUUAACACUAGCCUAAGUAAAUAUUUGUUGUUAUGCUCUGCAGUAUUUUAGUUGCUUAAAAAACAUUAUAGAUGUUAUUUCUUACGUUUACUGAAUGAUUUACGAAUCGAUAUAAGUAAAACUUCACCUUCAAUAUAUUUAAGACUGCUUUUGUUAUAUAUAUUUAACCUGUCGCUUGUAUCAUAUCUGAUUUUAAUUGGUUGGAAAGAAAUCCUAAUCAGCUUAUAUAUAUAUAUAUAUAUAUGACCAAUAUCUAGUUUAAUGCUAUAUUCUGACUGUCAUAACAACUUUAUACAUAUCCUUAAUGCUUCCUGACGAUUACAUGUUAUACCCGAAUGUCAUACUAUACAGAUUUUUAACUAACUAAUGAUUCUUUCUGGUUUUUAUUAACUUUUUUUGAUUUCUUAAUAAGAAAAGAACCAUUAUUAUACAUUUGUAUAUGGAUCAACCGAUCAACACAUACCUUGAGCACCAUUGCUACCUGUAAAAUAUCUCAAAACAACAUUUUUUGAUUUCUUCACAUAUAAAAGUCAAAUUCUUUUUUUGAUUGCUUCAUACUAAUAUCCAUAUAAUAUACAGUAUUGUAAUUCUCAAAGUCCGUUUUAUAUAUGCUUAGCAGCUUAGUUAUUAUCUUUUAUUUCACAUUUCUUUGCAGAAAUUGAUUCUUUACUAGAGGUGCACUAUAUUUAAAAAAAAUUGCUUUUGCUAUUUCCCAUAAAAUGUAAUUAUAGGGGAAUUUUAGGCAUUACAAUCGAACUUGAAAUUGUAAAUUAUUUUCAUAAUUAAAUUAAUUCACCCUUCAGAAAUCAGAAAAUAUAGGUAUUGAAAUAAUAGAAGAUCUGAUUAUGGGCUUUUUGACAGGUUAUGGAGUAAGAGUUUUUAUUCAAAAUUCUGCACGGAUUUAUAGUUUAUUAGCUGCAUGCUAUCUGUAAAUUAUUAUUAUUUGUGUUCAGGUUUCAUUUACCUACAUGCCUUUGCCUGUACAAUGCCUAUGCUGCUUCCGUGAUGAUUUAUUUCAUGCUAAUAUCAUUCAGCAGUUUUAUUAAUUUCAUAUAUAUGUAAAAUAAAGACCUCA
This is a messenger RNA of Styela clava, 3934 nucleotides long. RefSeq names its product protein SSUH2 homolog. Lineage: Eukaryota; Metazoa; Chordata; Ascidiacea; Stolidobranchia; Styelidae. The record is from RefSeq and is a predicted model, not a curated record.